Molecule: messenger RNA, 1856 nt
Organism: Gavia stellata (red-throated loon)
Lineage: Eukaryota; Metazoa; Chordata; Aves; Gaviiformes; Gaviidae
Gene: ZNF410
Product: zinc finger protein 410
Exons: 9
Coding region: 129-1466 (445 amino acids)
Biological process (GO): regulation of transcription by RNA polymerase II
Cellular component (GO): transcription regulator complex; PcG protein complex
Molecular function (GO): DNA-binding transcription factor activity, RNA polymerase II-specific; RNA polymerase II cis-regulatory region sequence-specific DNA binding
Source: RefSeq, a predicted model, not a curated record
CACUGUUUUACACUUAGGAAAAUAUGAGAAUAAGCAGGGAGUGUUGUUCUCUCUGAACUAAAAAAAAAAAAAAAAAAAAAAAUCUGUGCCUUGCUGAGGACAGCUGCAGGAAUCGGACACUUGAAUCAAUGUUAUCGGAUGAGUUAGAAUCCAAACCUGAGCUGCUGGUUCAGUUUGUUCAGAAUACUUCAAUUCCCCUGGGGCAAGGGCUGGUGGAAUCGGAACCAAAAGACAUCACCUGUCUUUCUCUCCUUCCUGUCACUGAGACCUCAGAAUGCAACAGACUCAUGUUGCCAGAUGAUGAAAGAGAUCUCACCUCUCCAAGUCACACUAAUUCUUCCAAAGAUGUUCCUUCAUCUGCUGUCUUGAGAAGUCUCCAGGUAAAUGUGGGCCCUGAUGGAGAGGAAACAAGGGCACAGAAUGUACAGAAACCAUCUGAACUUCUGCCAACUCCAGAGACUUCCAGUUUAUUGCAGGACCUCCAGCCAAGUGACAGCACUUCAUUUAUUCUUCUCAACCUCACAAGAGCAGGGCUGGGGUCUCCAGCAGAGCACUUGGUGUUUGUUCAAGAUGAAGCAGAAGAUUCUGGGAAUGACUUUCUCUCUCAUGAUAGCACAGACAGCAGUACCCCAUGGUUCCUACGAGUGCAAGAAUUGGCCCAUGACAGUUUAAUUGCUGCCACUCGGGCACAGCUCGCUAAGAAUGCCAAAGCAAGCAAUAAUGGUGAAAAUGUUCAUCUUUGCUCAGGAGAUGGGCAGCAGAAAGACUCUAGCCCCAUUCCUCAUUUAUCUCGCGUGGAAAGGAAGCUGAAGUGCACAGUUGAGGGCUGCGAUCGGACAUUUGUGUGGCCAGCUCACUUCAAGUAUCAUCUGAAAACACACCGGAAUGACCGCUCCUUCACCUGCCCAGCAGAAGGCUGUGGAAAAAGUUUCUAUGUCUUGCAGAGGCUGAAGGUGCACAUGAGAACUCACAACGGUGAAAAACCCUUUGUGUGCACGGAGCUGGGCUGUGGGAAACAGUUCACAACAGCUGGAAAUCUGAAGAAUCACCUACGAAUUCACACUGGGGAAAAACCCUUUCUGUGUGAGGCACAGGGAUGUGGUCGCUCCUUUGCCGAAUACUCCAGCCUUCGGAAACAUUUGGUUGUCCACUCAGGAGUGAAGCCCCAUCAGUGCCAAAUUUGUGGGAAGACAUUUUCCCAGAGUGGUAGCAGAAAUGUGCAUAUGAGGAAACACCACUCCCGAAUUGGAACAGCUGGCAGCAGAGAGCGAGAACAGCCAGAGUCACUGAUGGGCAGCAGUUUGCUGGAAGAAUCUACAGUGCAUAGUAAGAAUCUCAUCUCCAUGAACUCUCAGCCCAGCCUUGGUGUUGAGUCUCUGCACCUGCCAGAUACUGAGUCUAUUAUUGGAGUAGAGGAGGGUGAGACCAGCUGCUCUUUUUUCCGCCCUCUUAUAUGUGGUGACUGAAGUGGGAUUGAUCAUUCCUCCUAGAGGUUCACCAUGUUGCACUGGGAUGAACUGUGCACAGAGCGGGUGGGUAGAUGGAGAAUGAGUCAUAAAACUGGAGUUGGAGAAGACCUACUGGACCAAGUUUCUCUCUUGCAGAGCUUAAAAGGUGAAGUCUGCUGCUUAGGUGUCAUUUAGCCCAUGUUGAGGAACGCCAUUUCAAAACUGUUUACGCAGUCCAUUCUCCUAAAGCCUAACAUAUUUGUUUUGCUGGAGCACCUAGGAGCCCCAGUUAAGGACCGGGACCUCAUUGUGCUAGGCACUGUACAAACAUUCAGUAUCUUGAGCAACAGGCCUUCCUUCCAUCCUUUACCUUCAGAGACUACAUUCUAAUACAUCUUACUGUCAGAA